Molecule: messenger RNA, 438 nt
Organism: Saccharomycodes ludwigii
Lineage: Eukaryota; Fungi; Ascomycota; Saccharomycetes; Saccharomycodales; Saccharomycodaceae
Gene: TOA2
Product: transcription initiation factor IIA subunit gamma
Exons: 1
Coding region: 1-438 (145 amino acids)
Biological process (GO): RNA polymerase II preinitiation complex assembly; transcription initiation at RNA polymerase II promoter
Cellular component (GO): transcription factor TFIIA complex
Molecular function (GO): RNA polymerase II general transcription initiation factor activity; TBP-class protein binding
Source: RefSeq, a predicted model, not a curated record
AUGUCCUCAACUUACUAUGAAUUAUACCGUCGUAGUACGGUAGGUGCCACAUUAGUAGACGCACUAGACCAUCUAAUUAGUGAGGGUAGGAUUGAAGCUAGUUUGGCAAUGGUGUGCUUGGAAGUCUUCGACAGAGUAGUAGCGGAGGUAUUAAAGGAAAAGACUAAUUCUAAAAUGACUAUUAAAGGGCAUUUACAUACUUAUAGAUUUUGUGAUGAUGUUUGGACUUUUAUUAUAAAAAAUUGUAAUUUAAAAUUAGAACAUAUUGAAGAAAACUUACUAUCUAAUAAUGACAAGGAAAGUGGCAAAAGCACCAAUGAAAAAGGUAGCACUAAGAAUAGUAAUAGCAAUAACGAUAAUAUAGUGGAUGAAACUAUUAAUUUGCAGUGUGAUAAAUUGAGAAUUGUCGCUUGUAACGCUAGGAAAUCGGCAGAUUGA